Durio zibethinus is the source of this 2311-nucleotide messenger RNA. Lineage: Eukaryota; Viridiplantae; Streptophyta; Magnoliopsida; Malvales; Malvaceae. The record is from RefSeq and is a predicted model, not a curated record.
AAGCCAACAAUGUCAUCCCCGGAAGAUGUCCCACGUCUAAUUUGGCAACUUCUAUUCAUCCCCAAAAUUUCAUUUUGACCAAUGACAGUUACAUUCCAGCUAAACGCAACAAAAACAUUCUGUUAACUGUAGCUUUCCUUUUCAUUUUUUUUUUUCUUUCUCUUUCUGAUACUUACAUCUUCCCUGUCGUUCAAACUUAAAGCGUUAGGAUAUUUUUUAAAAUCCCGAAUCAACCAAACCUCUGCUUUUAUCUCUUUGAUCUUUGUAGGAAACACGAAAAAAAAAAAGGAGGAAAUCACUAUCAAUAUCAGUCACGUGGUAAAACCGGCCUACCAACUGUCGAAGAAAAGUCCAGGGCUGCAGUCUCGUCAAAAAACAAAAAAACUACAAUUUCUACUGUAGUUCUUUGGGCCACAAUGAAACCAUCGUCAGGAGAAAGUUUAAGAUUACGAACCACAGAACUUAUCCUAUGCAUGGCUAGAUCUUAGAUUCUGUCUCUAUUCCCGCAAUACCCUUACGUUGCCACAGCUAAUCCUAUUACCCUUUUUGGUAAAUUCACUGUUUCUUCAACCUCAGGUAUUUACAACUAUGAACUACGCUUUAUAACAGGAAUCCAACCUAAACAAGAAACCCUGUUUUCCUUUUCUUCUAAUCUCUAAAGCAGGUCGCUCAGCUCUCCAUGAUUGUUUCAACUCAUCGAAACAAAACCACAUUUACCCGUUUCACUUCGGGUAAAUUUGGAGUAUAAAUUGGAAAAAAAGAAAAACAGGUUGGGGAUUAAUGGAGAGCGGUUUUGAGCCCAAUAUGUCAAACUCUUCAUCUAUGAUGGAGAAGGGAUAUGGGGAAUUCGGGUGUUCGCAUUAUAGAAGAAGAUGCAAGAUCAGGGCACCUUGUUGCGAUGAGAUAUUCGACUGCAGGCAUUGCCAUAACGAAUCCAAGAACUCAAUCGAAGUUGAUCCUUUAGAUCGUCACGAGGUUCCUCGCCAUGAUAUAAAAAGGGUUAUUUGUUCCUUGUGUGACACAGAACAAGAUGUUCAACAGCAUUGCAUUAACUGUGGGGUUUGCAUGGGAAAGUAUUUUUGUUCCAAAUGUAAUUUUUUUGAUGAUGAAGUCUCGAAAAAUCAGUACCAUUGUGAUGAAUGUGGUAUUUGCAGAAUUGGUGGAGAGGAGAAUUUUUUCCAUUGUAAUAAAUGUGGCUGUUGCUAUUCUAAGAUAUUGAAGAACUCCCACAAUUGUGUUGAAAGAGCUAUGCAUCAUAAUUGCGCUGUUUGCUUUGAGUUUCUCUUUGAUACAACAAAAGACAUAACUGUCUUACUAUGUGGCCACACUAUACAUUUGGAAUGUGUAAAAGAGAUGGAACGGCAUUUUCAGUAUUCAUGUCCUGUUUGCUCAAAAUCGUAUUGUGAUAUGUCCCGAGUGUGGGAAAGACUUGACCGAGAGGUUGCUUUGACAGCGAUGCCUCAAAUUUAUCAGAACAAGAUGGUUUGGAUUCUCUGUAAUGACUGUGGGGAAAAUUCUGAGGUUAAUUUCCAUAUCCUGGCACACAAGUGCCUAAAAUGCAGCUCGUACAAUACUAGGCAGACACGUGGGGGUGUUGCUUCAUGCUCAUCAGAUAUUGCGGAAAAAGUUAGAUGAUGGGUUCAUCUGACGUUUAAUUCAUGGUAUUCAGUUUCCUCUUUAAGGUCCACUGUUAACUGUUGUGGAAUGGGAAAUUUUCACUUGGUUAGCAGAGGGUAGCCAGAAUAAUAGAUUUCUUUGUUCUUUGCAUACUCGUGUAUCUGUUUGCUAGUCUGCUGUGAAAAAUAUCUGCUCGAUCUGGAGUAGCUGAUUCUAUCAGAAGAACAAGGGAAAUUGGAAGAAUUCAUAAUAUGCUAUGUAUUCGGUUCGUAGCUGGCAAUAAAUAAAUUUCAAAUUUUCGAAGAUAUCAAAUUUGAAAUUUUUAUUUAUCCUUAAUUUGCAUAUGGGAAAAGACUUUAGCUUGAAUUAACUUUAUUUUUGCUUGUAAUCUAACCAUGGCCUCUACAGCCAUGGCUCACUAAUUUACCUUUUAUAUCAGAAAAGGAUGAGGAGCAGGUCGGUUGGUAUUAGACCAUAACUGAUAAUGAAAUUAGUAGUGUGAUGUGCCAACUGCCAAUUGACUAAAUAAUUUAUGAUUCUGAUCUCUAAAAUAGGGAUGAGAUGAAAGUUUAUUUUGUGGUAUAAAUGAGAAGGCGUAUUCUGAUACGUCAUCUAUGCAAUUAUUCAAGUUUUCUGUAACAAUCAAAUUGUAUGGUCACCUGGAAAUGAGGCUAUGGUGCCUGCUGAUUCCUAC